UUAAUGUAGUUUAGAACUUUCAAUUUUGCGAAAUUAUGAAUGCUUUUUCAGUUUUCCAUCUGAUUCCUCAAAAUUUCGACUAUUUCCACACGAAAUAACUAAAAAUCUCAUAGAAUAUUAAGGGAACAGAUGAAAUUGAAAACCAAAAAAGUUCUAAAUAACAGUAAUCCUUAAAGGUUCACAUUCUAUGUCAUUCUACAAAAACUUUCGUUUUAAGACAAGUUUGAUUCCUACAUUUUGGUUUUUUGUAACAAUAUAAAAAACGCAUUUUAUAGUUUACUACCAUUCAUUCGAUUUAAUAAUAUUCAACUAACUGACAUUAGGUGUCACACAAAAGAAAUCACACACUAUACAUCAAAAUAUACAUCACAAACUUCUUCUGCUCAUUGGCUGCUUCGAAAACCUGAAUAGUUUAUAUUAAACUAGUGAAAUCGAAUUCAUACAAACCUGUUUCGAUUCACUACUUUUCAAUCGAUGGUCAAACGUAGAAUCAAAAACACGUGUCAGAAACACUUCCAAUCAUCAAAAUGAUCCAUCAAUUCCACUCGGAGCAACAAUUUCGAAGCCUGGGAAUGUGUGUGGUGAGCACUUUUGGCUCUGGUAGAGCAUGUACCUUUAUAGGUGCGCUCUACGCAAUUCACCAGCUGAACAAUGGAGUUGAGCCUAAUAUCUUCGAGAUCAUGAAAACUAUCAAACAGCAGCGCCCUGGAGCAAUCGAGUCGUUCCCACAAUAUUCAGGUGUAUAUGCAAUCGUUUUAGACUACAUUUCGCGCAAACGCGGAGGAAAGUCUGAUCCUGUUAACAAAUACAUAAAUCGUUUCCUCGCUGAUCUCACGGAGAUAUUGCCAGCAUGCUCAACGUUGCCAGUGAUGAAUCCAAGCACAGAACUGCAUUAAGUAUACUAUUUAUUACUCGAUACUUUUGUUCACAUAGGUUUUUUAAAUCAUAUUUUAUGCAUCAUUUAUCAUAUUCAAUGCAUCAUUCAUAUCAUAGUCAAUAAAAAGGUUGAUUUCUCAU
Caenorhabditis elegans is the source of this 1017-nucleotide messenger RNA. It is a transcript of the gene VW02B12L.2, whose product is annotated as Tyrosine-protein phosphatase domain-containing protein. Lineage: Eukaryota; Metazoa; Nematoda; Chromadorea; Rhabditida; Rhabditidae. The record is from RefSeq and is marked reviewed. The coding region runs from base 528 to 896 and encodes 122 amino acids. The transcript has 4 exons. Gene Ontology annotation, molecular function: protein tyrosine phosphatase activity; protein tyrosine/serine/threonine phosphatase activity; hydrolase activity.